UUAUACCGUCAUCGCUAUUCCAGUCAAUCCUUACCGCUCUUCCCCCUCUUUCUUUCCUACCACCACCAUCAACACCAACACUUCUAGCGCUUAGGCGUGUUUGAACGUUAUGUCGAGCAUCAGCUCUGCCACAGAUUCGUCGACGAACUCGACGAGCUCUUUCGUCUCGUCGCUUGUCUUCAAUCUUGCCGUCUUCGGCGCUGAACUUCUAGCUUUCACCAUCCUACGCCCCCAUUUCCGCUAUGUGUACGAACCGAGGAGUUUAUCGGUUCUCGCAAGCAAACGCCAGAACCCUCUGACGUCGUCUAUCAUCCUGUGGCCAUGGGCCGUCUGGCAGGCCGAUUACCGCAAAAUUAAGGAAGUGAAUGGCAUGGACUCGUACUUCUUCGUCCGCUUCCUCCGCAUGCUCGUUCGCAUCUUCUUUCCUAUCUGGAUCAUCUCUUGGGCCAUCCUCCUCCCAGCUACCGCCGUCAACACCGGCGUAUCUAGCCACACUGGACUCGACCGCUUCACGUUCGGAAAUGUGGCGACUAACGCAGAAAAAAGAUAUGCUGCUCAUUUGAUCCUGGCUUGGGGCUUCACCUUCUGGAUUUGGUACAACAUCAAGAAGGAAAUGCAUCACUUCGUGCGCACGCGCCAGCGUUUCCUCAUCAGCCCCGCCCACUCUUCGAGCUACCAGGCCAGCACGAUCCUCAUCACCGGUAUCCCACUCAAAUAUCUCUCCGAGUCCGCGAUCAUGAAACUUUUCGCGCAUCUUCCCGGCGGCGUCCGCAAGGUCUGGCUCAACCGAGACCUCAAGGACAUGCCCGACAUCUACAACCGCCGCCUUAAAGCCCUCGCCAAGCUCGAGUCCGCCGAGACCAAUUUGCUUAACACGGCGACAAAGCGGCAUAACAAGAACUUGAAGAAGGCAGCGAAGGAGGCGAAGAAGAACGGUGGUAGCGGCAAUGUUGACACCAGCUCCGCCAUCGGGUUGAACGCUGAGGAUCCUGAGGGGGCGAAGUCGCUCGCGGAGAGACUCGUGCCCGCAGGGAAGAGGCCAUCCCACCGUCUGCCGUUGUUCUCCUGGAUGCCGUUCGCUCUGCCGCUCGUGGGUAAGAAGGUGGACUCCAUCGAGUGGGCCCGUGAGGAGGUAAGGGCGACGACGGCGGAGCUGACGGAGAAACGGGCACAGCUCGAGAAGGACGUGCAGUUGACGACGACGAAUGAGGCGAAGUACAAGGAACGCGACAACCAGAUCCGUGCGGGCAAGUUCAACAUCAACGUUCCGAACGUCCCUAUUUCGCUCCCCAUGGGCGGCUCGAAGGCAGCUGCAGACUUUUCGGACCAGACUUAUCCACCGGUGAACGGCGCCUUCGUGCUCUUCAACAAGCAGAUCGCAGCUCAUAUGGCGGCGCAGACGUUGAGCCACCAUGACCCUUACAGGAUGGCGAACCAGAGCAAGUGGAUCGAGUGCGCGCCGGACGACGUGAUCUGGGAGAACUUGGGUAUGAACCCUUACGAGCGCAGGAUUAGGAUGGCGAUCGGUUGGGCUUUGACUAUCGGUUUGAUCAUCGUUUGGGCUAUCCCUGUUGCGUUCGUCGGUGCUGUUUCGAACAUCAGCGCCCUCAGCAAGAAAUAUACGUGGCUUUCGUGGUUGAACGAUCUCCCGUCCACGGUCAUCGGUAUCAUCCAGGGUAUUCUGCCAUCUGUGUUGCUCGCCGUCUUGUUCAUGCUUCUGCCCAUCGUCUUGCGCUUGAUGGCGAGAUUUGAGGGUAUUCCGAAGCGCACAGGUGUAGAACUCAGCCUGAUGUCUCGUUUCUUCAUAUUCGAAGUUAUCCACGGUUUCUUGGUUGUGACGGUCUCGUCUGGUAUCAUCGCAGCUCUUCCUCAACUCGUGUCGAACCCGACGUCUGUACCAUCCCUCCUGGCUAGCCAGUUGCCCCUCGCAUCAACGUUCUUUUUGACCUACGUUCUCCUUCAAGGUCUCUCCGGUACCGCCGGCGCCUUCCUGCAGAUCGUCUCCCUCCUCCUCUACUAUGUCAAGCUCUUCCUCCUCGGAAGCACUCCCCGCUCCGUCUAUAACAUCAAGUACGGUGGCAGUACCGUCGCUUGGGGCACCCUCUUCCCACAGACUUCAUUGAUCAUGGUCAUCGCGCUCGGUUACUCUAUCAUCUCGCCCAUCAUCAACGGCCUCGCCUGCGUCACAUUCUUCUUGUUCUACAUGCUCUACAAGUAUCUCUUCCUUUGGGUCAAGGAGAUGCCCGCGAGCGGUGAUACCGGAGGGUUGUUCUUCCCCAAGGCGAUGCAGCAUAUCUUCGUGGGGCUGUAUAUCCAGCAGAUCUGUCUCUGUGCGCUGUUCUUCUUGGCUCAGAAUGAUGAGGGUAAACCGGGCGCUGUGGUAGAAGGCGCGUUGAUGGUUGUUUUGAUUGUGUUCACAGCAUUUUUCCACAACACGAUCAACAACUCGUACGGCCCGCUCAUUGAGUACCUCCCUCUUUCCCUCGCCGACAGGUCCUUCGGUCAUGAAGAGCGCGCCGCUGCCAUGGCCGCCGCGAAGGCCGAGGCUGAUGGCAGUGGCCCCUCCAAGAAGGACCCCAUCGACGAAGGCAUCAAAGCUACGGACUUCGCGGAUGCGAAGAACGGCGCGACGGUUGCAGAGAACACGUAUCCCCCUCAACCCUCGCCUCGCAACUCGCCGCGCGCUCCCGGACGGUCCAUCGAUGGCCAAGCGGACGAUCUUUCCAAUGGUGGCUCGCGUGCUCCUUCACCGGCUCCGGACCCCACCGUGCAAGCCAUCGCGGAAGACGAGGGCCCGACUGAUUUCCGCCAUCCUGCUGCCACGGAGGCUCAACGGAUUGUGUGGCUCCCACGCGACACGUUGGGUGUGAUCGAGGAGGCGGAGAAGGGACUGAAGGAGUACGGGAUCAUGUACUCGACGUCUGGUGCGGAGAUGGAUGCGAAGGGGCAUGUGCAGAUCGCGAAGGCGCCGCCAGAGGAGGAGAUGGAGGGAGAGAGGGCUAUGAGGGGACGGAGCGCGGAGACGGAGAGGUAUGAUGAGGAGUAUGAUGAGGAUUUCGGGGCGUCGAGGGUGCGGAAUUUGAAGGACCCGGGAGCGGGUGAGGUUAAAGGAUAUGGGGACGGAGAGGGCCCGAGUAGGGCGGAUGCGAAGAAGGAGACUUAGUGUGUGAUGUUCGGUGACAUCGUACACCGUUGAUGUGCAUGAUUCUUCUUGACCUUUUCUUCUCUGCAUGUCAACUGUAUUCUCGCCGUGCGACCUUUCCUUUAUGUUUCAUUCUCGACGCAAUCUUCUCCCCUUUUCUUCUCUUUUUAACAUUCUCUAUGUUACUCUAUAUUCAAUGCCUCUUUUUGCCCACUCUCCUUGUCUCUCUUCUUGCCAAUUAUUAUUCCUUUUCCCUUUCCCCUUUCCCCUCUCCUCCCCUCUUUCAUCUGCCCUUUCUACAAUCACGACGAGCCACGAAACGACCCACAGUUCUCGAUCCAGCCCCCCGAUAUUGAUAACUUGAAAUAUAUUUCAGUGAACCCGCUCUAGAUACCCUCCCUCCCUCCCUUUCCCUCCGUUCAUUCAUUCGUCCGAGUCCUCUUUUGUAUUUUGUGUACGUAGUCCGUAGUCGAUGCAGCAUCAUAGUGUACCGUGAGCUUGCGCAUGCAGUCGAGUAUUCUCGUCCUGCUAUUGCGCUUGUGAUUCCC
Stereum hirsutum FP-91666 SS1 is the source of this 3690-nucleotide messenger RNA. RefSeq names its product DUF221-domain-containing protein. The transcript has 8 exons. Lineage: Eukaryota; Fungi; Basidiomycota; Agaricomycetes; Russulales; Stereaceae. Gene Ontology annotation, molecular function: calcium-activated cation channel activity. Gene Ontology annotation, cellular component: plasma membrane. The coding region runs from base 110 to 3163 and encodes 1017 amino acids. The record is from RefSeq and is a predicted model, not a curated record.